AGGUUACCAAGCAAAACAUUAAUAAAUUCAUUUAAAUCGCACGUCAAAAGUGUUAUAAAUCAUGGGAGAUACAGAACAACCUCCACCACCCGCUCCAGAACUUGUAGAUCCAUUACAAAAAUUAAGAGAGAAAUGUCGUAAAAACCACCAAGACUUGGUAGACAAGUUGGAUCAGUGUACAGAACGGGUUUCGUGUAGAGAACAAACGACGGAAACGUGUACGGAAGAGCUGUUUGACUUGCUGUCGGCGGUGGAUAAAUGCGUGGCCAAAGACCUUUUCAAGAAGCUGCAAUGACCGCAAUGGACAUGACACAAAGUGUUCGUUACAAUUUAAAAUGUAAACGCGCGCGUGCAUUAAUCCUCACCAAUUCCGCAAUUGAACGAAUAAAACCACCAAUUAAAGCGUUCCUCUUCUGGCAGCGCCGCUUCAACUUAACCCUUAAUUGUAAAUUGCCCUCUUCGCUUAAUUUCAUUAACUCCAGAAUUAAUUUAUGGGUGGCGCUCGUGUAACAAAGUCUAAUUGUAAAAUGAGCAGCUGUUAAAGUUUUUGAUUAAAACUAAUAAAGGAUUGGUUUAUUUA
This is a messenger RNA of Onthophagus taurus, 580 nucleotides long. RefSeq names its product Ubiquinol-cytochrome c reductase 11 kDa subunit (gene UQCR-11). The record is from RefSeq and is a predicted model, not a curated record. Gene Ontology annotation, biological process: mitochondrial electron transport, ubiquinol to cytochrome c. Gene Ontology annotation, cellular component: respiratory chain complex III. Lineage: Eukaryota; Metazoa; Arthropoda; Insecta; Coleoptera; Scarabaeidae.